AUGAAUAGCAAGCUUGAUUUUAAGACCAUCAGUUCAAGUCAGGCAUCCAUUAUGGGUGACCUCCAGAAACUUCUUAGCCAAGGAGAAUAUGCUCCUUUUAUCUCUGCUCCCAUCUUAGAAAGCAAGUUUGUCCAGGUUAAUCAAAGAGGGGAACCAAUUUCUGUCCAUAACCGACCCAGCUGCGUGACCAUCGGCAUCUGUCCUGCCGAUCCCACGUUACUAGUGCCUGAGGCAAUGCUGGUAGCAUGUGAAGUGUCCCUGUUCCCACAUGAAAGUAUGAAAAACUUCUGGAAACUCUCAGAGAUGCCAUCCCCUAUGGAACAGCUAGCACUUACCAGGCUCUUCCCCUUGAAGUUUGUGGAACUCUCUGUCCACAGCACAGUUAAUCAUCACCUCAUGUUGAAAUUAGUAAAUGGCCGUUCCUAUUACCUAGAGCUCUGUGCCCCACCAGACCAGCAACAACACCUAUUCCACAUGUGGCUGCAGCUCAUCUCUCUCCUGAAACCCCCUGAAGAUAUCAGCAAUACCGAAGUAGAUGUAAAAUGCAAGGAUUUUGACACGUGUCCCAAGAAAGUUCCUAGCUCAAACGACCCAUCGGAAAAGAGGGAUGACCCACAAGGUGUGCUGAACCCCAAAGCAGAGGAAGAAGUUGUUAUUAAGCAAAUCUCCUCCAACCAAAUUCCCCUCUCAGAUACAGUGGAUCACACAGAAGAGAGCAGAAUAAAAGGAGAAACCUUCUACAACAGCCUGAAACCAGCAAGGCAGGAAAUCACCAUGCAGUCAAAGAAUAUGAAUCUUUCUCUGGAUAUGAAGAGCAAAAGCUCAGAAAAGAGGAAAACUAG
Molecule: messenger RNA, 842 nt
Organism: Nestor notabilis (Kea)
Lineage: Eukaryota; Metazoa; Chordata; Aves; Psittaciformes; Psittacidae
Product: protein FAM71D-like
Exons: 4
Cellular component (GO): nucleus
Source: RefSeq, a predicted model, not a curated record